AUGCAGUGGAGUGAAGUGGACGCUAUGGUUGGAAAUCCCCCGGCAAAGUUGGAAAUGGCUAGAGGGACUUCCAUCUCUUCUUUAGGUUCUGCCGCUCCCUCAACUGCUUCAUCUUUCCCCCCAUCAUCAUUCUCCUCUCAUUCUCACACCACACCGGAUCGUACCUCCUCUUCCUCCAUUCCCUCCAACCCAUCCAUUAACUCACACGAAUCCAAAGACCCUGGGCAAUACUGGGAUUCAGAUAGCACCGCCCACGUCCUAUCUCCCAAGGCUCCCAACGGUAUGGCCGAUGUCGAAUCGAAUUACAAUGAAGAAUUCAAUAAGAAAAUGAAUUCGAGGAGCGUAUCAAAUUCAGAAUCCAAAACUUUCAUCCCUUCCAGCUUGAACACCAACACUCUACAACUUCGAAAAGGCCCAGAUAAUACCUCAAAUAAAGAUUCUUCCGUUGAAGACGACGGCUUCCUCGCCACUGUCGCUCAGUGGGGUCAACAGGAAAGAAGUGUCGGUGGACGUACCAGUAGAUUGAUAAGUGGGAGAUAUCAUCUACAAGGUACACCCCCACCUUCAGGCCCACCACCUUCAGAGCCUCCUCCUCCCCUUCCUAUCUCCGCCUCACUCCUCGCUACAAGUACGGCUUUGAACGGUAGUACCAACUCUGACUCUACCGUCCGCAGUCGCUCCGGAGAUUCCAAUGGCAAGAUCAACUCGUUGAUUGACUCUGUUGGCCCCCGAACAACUUUCGGUCGUGCUACCGGUAGAUUAUCUCGUAUCGCCGCAUCUCGAAAGACUAGUGUGGGUGCUCCACCUUCAGGACCUCCAAAUACGGCUUUACCUCAAAUACCUACCUCACCAUCGUCCAAAACUGGAGCGAACGGUCUGCCAGACUCUGAACAAACACGGAGAGACGUCGUUGCUGGUCCUUCUGGGACUAACGAACACCAUUCUUCACCCUCUCGUAGACGUCGCAAAGAUUCUUCUCAGAAUCUUCCAGACGCCGUUCAACCGGGUCACCCAGCAGUCAACGGGGAGGGUACCAGGCCAUACGCGCAAUCUGAAGCCGGUUCGAGCAAUUUAAGGUCGGAUCAAUCAGAGAGGACGACCAGCAGUGCAGGGACGAGCAAGUCUGGCAGAACACCAUCGCGACUAUUGUUACAGGAUGCCUUGAAUCUAGCUCAGACCGCCGUCGAGUUGGACAAAACCAACGAUGUGUCAGGAGCCUUGGCCAUGUACACUGAGGCGGUGGAAAAGCUCAAAAGCGUCAUGGCUCGUGUCGGUAUAGAUCCGGGCAAAGAGGAUCGGGGAAAAUCAGGAAAGUCGGAAGAGGAAGGAAGGACGUUGAGAGGGAUCCACGACGCGUACGUAGCUCGUAUACAGCUGUUGUCUUCUAUGGAACCUCUCAUCUCACCUGCUUCCACAUCUGUCAUACCUCGGUCUACUCCAGUAGAAUCUCAACCUUCUGAACCUAUCUUAGGUCUCGAAACAUCUUUCCCAUCCACCUCUACACUCGUCCCUGAUCGUCCACCAUCCCAGUCUCCUCACUCCAACAUGUCUGUCGGUACCUCUGGCGACCGCACUCCCCGACCUUCACUAGACGACACGGGUAUAGUGGGUAUAGGCAACCUCAUGAUGUCUUCCUCACCUCAUUCGGCGCGUUCAUACUCUUCACAUUCAUCUCGUCACCCAUUCGCCAUUGCCGCUGCUACUUCUUCUUCCCCUCGUCUUAUUCCAUCUGCCGUCGUCGGUUCUCCUAGAGAUCAUAUCCCCGCUCGCUCCUCUCCAACUACCCGAUUAUCCACCCCUGGCAAUGGCUUGAAUACGGGACAAGAGUUGGACGAUACUACUCCUCGUGAACCUCGAGCGCCUACAACACUUCCACCUCGGAGAGAAUCGAUCGGACCUAAUUCGACAGCAUUAGACCAAUCCUUCACCAGACAACCCCUAAGCAGAAGUAGACAAAUCAGUGCUCAGCGUAAAGCCCAACAGUCAUUCGGAUUAGAGGAAGAGCUCGAUUUAUCCGACAUCAUCUCUGAUCCAUCUCAAUCGAACGGACAGCCAUAUGCUGGAAUCAGUACCACCGUCAGUCAGAAUGGAUCCGCUCGUUCAAGUGCUACUGGUGUUCCUCGAGCAGGUGUUUACCCACCUGAUGAUCGACCUUUACCACCUAUCCCCUCAUCACCCGGUGGACAAGGUUCAAAAUUAUCCCGCAUAGCUUCCAUGUUGAUAAACAAUUCCACUUCCAACGGUACGAUUUCACAACGACGACAAUCUCGUCAUGCCUCCGAAUCAGGUUCUGGAAUAUUCAUCCCUCCUUCAGAUCAUUCUUCUAAUCAAAUCGAUGGAUUACCAAGAUCAUCUUCCACAUCGAUACCUUUCCCUACUGUCUCACCACCUCCUCAAGCUCUACGCUCCGCUACAUUCCUACCCGAAUCAGAAUCUCAACCAUCAUUAAGACUAAGAUCAAGAAGUCAACCUGGAAAUCAACGACCUUCAGAGAUAUUCAAUGCUACUUUAGGUACAUUACCACCUCUUCCAAGAAAGAUUCAUAAACCUUCUUUAUCCAGUCAUUCAUUAUCUUCUAAUGGACAGAGAUCUUCACGUUUAGCACCACCUCUUCCUUUGAACCUAACUCGUAGUCCUGGUUCAGGUACAUUACCACCUCUACCACCAUCAGCACGUUCAGGUAUAUCCAAUAUUUCAGGUCUUUCCAACAUAUCACCACUUUCAGGAUCUUUAUUAUCACCUUUACCUGAAUCUCAACCUACUUCAGUCAUUUCAAGACCUUUUCACGUCCUUCGUACAUUACUCAGAUCAAUGGAUCCGAAUGGUCCCGGAGCUUAUUUGACAAGUUCAAUUCACGUAACUCCUUCAGUUUGGAAACCUUCUAACUGGUCUAAAAUGGGUCAUGGAAGAUUACCAGCACCAAAGAUUCAAGCUCAGGAUGUUAAACAAAGAUGUAUGGAAACUCUUGUUCUUCAUUUAAGAGCUUUAGGACAAGUAGGAUCGGGAAUGUUGACUGGUCCAAGAGAAAGAAGAUAUGGUGAAGGGUUGAAUGGAAGUUUUAAUCAUGAUGAUGGUUUGAGAAGGAUGAAUGGAGGAGGCUCAAUGAUGAAUCUUUCAGGAGGUGGUUCUAUGAUGAACCUUUCAGGAGGUGGAUCAAUGAUGAAUCUUUCUGGAGGAGGUUCGACGAUGAAUCUUCCUGGAAGUGGUUCAAGGAUGAAUCUCUCUAGUGUGGGAAAUGAACAGGAUGAUGAGAGAAUAGAACAUUUGAUAAAAGUUUUGGACGCUAUGGAAGAUGAGAUGGAUGGGUGGUAUAAAGCACUUGGUAAAGCGGGUGUUGUAGUUGGGAUUUGGAAAGGGAAGAAGACUGGGGGUUCUAAUUGGGGUAAAUUAACUCGUUCCAUGGAUAAAAUGGGUUCGGGCGGUGGAAAGACAUUGGAGUCUCCUGAAACUUACGUGGAUACAAUGGCGGCCUUGUGUUCCAGUGUGCAGGUGAUCAAAUGUCUUCAAGGUCCCUCCACCUCGGCUUACCUCGCACUCUCGGACAAGACCCAUCAGGCUAUCGAAGGUCGUGUGAUCCGAAUUGCAGAGUUUGUAGGCGCCGUCUUGGCGCCUUUUGUUCUGGAUGAUUUCAAGCAAUUCUUUCUGCGGUAUCUCAAAGGAGGUGUACGCUACUUGGAAGAAUAA
Messenger RNA from Tremella mesenterica DSM 1558, 3684 nucleotides. RefSeq lists its product as uncharacterized. NCBI's taxonomy places the organism in Eukaryota, Fungi, Basidiomycota, Tremellomycetes, Tremellales, Tremellaceae. The transcript is spliced from 7 exons. Bases 1 to 3684 code for a protein of 1227 amino acids. The record is from RefSeq and is a predicted model, not a curated record.